Molecule: messenger RNA, 2592 nt
Organism: Morone saxatilis (striped sea-bass)
Lineage: Eukaryota; Metazoa; Chordata; Actinopteri; Moronidae
Product: extracellular calcium-sensing receptor-like
Biological process (GO): G protein-coupled receptor signaling pathway
Cellular component (GO): membrane
Molecular function (GO): G protein-coupled receptor activity
Source: RefSeq, a predicted model, not a curated record
AUGUCUUGGUUCCUCUGGCUCCUUACUCGGCGGUUCUCCACAGUCCUCUCCCUGCUGCUUCUCAGUGUAGUGGGCCGACAGUUGGGGCUGGAGGUGGUUCAGGCGAUACUGUGCUCCCGGUGGGGUGCACCGAGCGAAAAGAAGCUCUCCCAGGAUGGAGAUGUGAUUAUUGGAGGACUGUUUAAUCUGUAUUAUAUACCUUCAGCUGUAGAGCAGGGCUUCACCGAGCCGCCACAUUAUAAACAUUGCACUGGUUUAGAUUUAGAGCCGUUGAAAUAUAUAUAUGCUAUGGUGUUUGCGGUGAGGAAAUCAAUCGUAACAGCACCUGCUACCAGGAGUGAAGUGGGCUACCAUAUAGUUGAUAGCUGUUCCCGAUACCCCUGGGCUCUGCAAGGUGCAAUGUCAAUGGUCGGAGGAGACACACACAGCUGUGGUCGACCUGUUCCAUUGCUCAUUGCUGCUGAUUCAUCUACAACAGGCAUAAUACUGUCUAGGACCCUGGGGCCUCUCUCUGUGCCAAUUAUCAGUUAUUUGGCUAGUUGCCCCUGUCUUAGUGACAGGACAAGGUUUCCUAAUUUCUUCAGAACAAUCCCCAGUGAUAUUUACCAAGCACGGGCCAUGGCACAACUGGCCAUACGCUUUCACUGGAAUUGGAUGGGAGCAGUGGUAGUAAACAAUGAUUAUGGUCAAUUGGCAUUACAGGUAUUUCAGGAAGAGACUAAGGGGAAAGGGGUGUGUUUGGAAUUCAUAGAAACUGUCCACAGAGAAACUAUUGUGAGUGAUGCCAGGCGAGCAGCACUCACAAUUAAAGCUUCGACUGCAAGAGUGAUUCUGAUUUUCUGCUGGUAUACAGAUGUAAAGAAAGUAUUUCUGGAACUGACCAAGAUAAAUGUGACUGACAGACAGUUUCUGGCCAGUGAGGCUUGGAGUACCAGUGAUGACCUUCUCCAAGACAUUGCCAUCUCUGAAGUGGCAAAUGGUGUUCUUGGUGUGGCCAUUCGUAGUUCAACAAUACCUGGAUUUGAAAAUUAUCUCAGGCGUUUGCACCCAAUUAAUCGUCCCGAUGAUGCAUUCUUACAUGACCUCUGGAAAAAUGAGUUUGGAUGCACCAGCCGGGUAGAGAAACUUUAUCUCCAGAAAGCUACUCUACCACCCUGCAGUGGAACAGAGUCCCUGGAGGGAGUGCAGCAUCCUUUCACUGACACCUCUCAGCUAAGGGUGGCAUAUAAUGUCUAUCUUGCUGUUUAUGCUGCAGCCCAUGCACUUCACAGCCUUCUGUCCUGCCCCGAUAGAGACAGCCCUUCUGGAAACAACAGUUCCACAUGCACCUCUCCAAAACACAUCAAAUCCAGAGAGCUGUUGCAGCACUUGAACAAAGUAAACGUCACCACACCACAAGGGGAAAUGUUUUAUUUCCAAGGGGCCGACAUUCCAGCAAAGUACGACCUUGUCAACUGGCAAAAGACCCCUGAGGGGUCACUCAAACUUGUUUUGAUUGGUCAUGUAGAUGGGUUCAACCUGCAUUUUAAUGAGUCAGCUAUUCAGUGGAGCACAGGAUCCAAUCAGGUGCCUGUUUCAGUGUGCAGUGAGAGUUGCCCCCCAGGUACACGCAAAGCAAACAGGAAAGGAGAACCUCUCUGCUGCUUUGACUGUAUACCAUGUGCUGAUGGGGAGAUUAGCAAUAAAACUGGUUCCCUUCACUGCGAGCGUUGUCCUUCUGAGUUCUGGUCUAAUGUUGAACAAACAGCCUGCGUACCACGUCAGCUGGACUUCCUUUCCUUCAAUGAAACUUUGGGCAUUACUCUGACUACAGCAGCUGUGUCUGGUGCCGCAGUGACAACAGCUGUGUUUGUGGUGUUUCUUUACUACCGGAAAACACCUAUGGUGAGAGCCAACAAUUCAGAGCUGAGCUUCCUACUUCUUCUGUCGCUGAAGUUCUGCUUCCUGUGCUCACUGGUCUUCAUUGGUCGUCCAUCGGUCUGGUCUUGUCGAUUCCAGCAGGCAGCUUUUGGGAUCAGCUUUGUACUUUGUGUUUCCUGCCUUCUGGUGAAAACCCUCGUGGUUCUUGCUGUUUUCCGCUCAGCUCGACCUGGUGCAGAAACCUUGUUGAAGUGGUUUGGUCCAGGCCAACAGAGAGGAAGUGUCUGCCUCUUUACCUGUAUACAGGUUAUCAUCUGUGGCCAAUAUGGUUGGUCCCCUCAAAGUCCCCCAGCUCCUCAACCUGAUCCUGGGUUACAGAGGUCAAAGGUCACACUGGAAUGUGCUGGCCUCGUGGUGGGCUUCUCUCUGGUUCUGGGCUACAUUGGCCUGCUGGCCUGCUCCUGCCUCCUUUUGGCUUUUCUUGCUCGGAAACUCCCUGACAACUUCAAUGAGGCCAAACUGAUCACCUUCAGCAUGCUGAUAUUCUGUGCUGUCUGGGUGGCCUUUGUCCCUGCUUACGUUAGCUCUCCUGGGAAGUAUGUUGUCGCUGUGGAAAUUUUUGCAAUUCUGGCCUCCAGCUAUGGGUUACUGCUCUGCAUUUUUGCCCCCAAAUGUUUCAUCAUUCUCUUGAGGCCUGAUAAAAACACUAAGAAACACCUGAUGGCCAGAUAG